GGAGGAGACACAGACAAGUAAAAAGGAAGCAGCUACUCGGUGUGUGCCGCUGCUCUCACUGGUCCCCUGCACAACGUGUGAUUUAUGCAGAUCCCCGGGUGACAGUGAGUUGUGUGUGACAGAACCGGACCGUGUGAGCUGCUGGAGGGAAUCCCCGUGCAACGCUCUCUGUGUCAGGAGGCUUCGCAAGCUGCUUCACUCAAAAGAUAGGCGGGUGCCCUGUGCAGGGAGACCAUGACCCGCAGCACCUGGUGCUUCAUCCUCCUCAUCAUCAUCUCAUGAAACUGUGGGCUCCUCAUCAAUACCUCACUUGUAUUCAAGCACCAUUCAGUGUCAAGACCGCAAUAAAAUACAUUGGAACUGAGUUCAGCUAACUUUAUUUUUGUUGUUGCUACUUUGUGUGUUCAUUUGGAUUUUUGGUUUGCCCCUUUCUUAUGUGGAUUAUCUGGUUGUCAUCCCCCCAUCGUCACAUGGAAAUACUAAAUUAGUCUCGCUACAUUAAUGAGGCAGCCACCCAGUGAGUGUGACAUGGCUCUCAGCGGGACUUUGCUGCCGUCCAUCUCCACCUUCACCGCAGGGACUGCAAGCAAGGAUAAGGUGCUGAGACAGGCAAGUGCUGGCAACAGGUGGCGAGAAGAACUGUCCCACAUGAAGAGAAAUCCAGUGCUUAACCAGUCUUGCUCAUAUGAUGGUUUGGAGGGGGACUCCCAAGUCUUGGCAUCUCGUAGGGAGCCAGAAGAAUUUAAUGAGCUCUUAGACUUAGAUUUUAUUAUCUCCAACUCCCUUAUUCACCAGGAAUCUCUGUUAGCCUCUUCUUCCUCAUCCUCCUCUGCCACUGCCUCCUCCCCUCCACCAGCUGCUCCUUUGCAGGUCACCAUGUCUGCUGUUCCAUCUUCUGCCACAUGCAACUUAACCUAUCAGCUACGAUGUCUCCAGGAACCAUCUGGCAGCAGCAGCCUAAUGUACUCUGCCAGGGACUCUUCUGUUCCCAGCCAGUCUUUCAACCUGGCUGAUAUUAAUGAUGUCUCUCCAUCUGGUGGAUUUGUGGCAGAGUUAAUGAGGCCAGAUCUGGACCCAGUAUACAUGCAGCAGCCACAAACCAGCCUGCACGGUAAAUUUGUUCUAAAAACUGCAGUGGACAUGAGUGAUUACAACCAAUCCAUCAGUGUUAGUAAGAACAGUUCCGUUAUGGACAGUCCUAUGGUUUAUACUACCCACCAGUUAACCAGGAUGUGCCAAAAGAUCAAGCAAGAACCUUCUACAUCUUGUAUUGUGGCAUGUUCUAUGGAUGGGCAAGGGCAACAUGACUUCCAAGUAGGAAGAGUGCUCUCAAGUAGGACUAACCAGCCAUUGUGCCCAGAAGAGCUAAUGGGGAGAGAUUGUCAUACCUCCUCCCAGACACUAAACCAUCAGUCACUACCUGUACCUCCAGGCUACCAUGCUGCUCCCAGUUUCCCCCACUUUCAGCCAGAUCAGCAGCAACCACAGCUGCCUCCAACUACGCUUCAGUAUCAAGGUCAGUCUUAUGUAAAUAUUUUUGAAGAGCCUUUAAGCUUGCAGCUGUUGAAACAAGAAGUGAUGCUGACUCCACCCUCUUCACCUCUAGAGCUUUUAACUACAGGGGCAUGUAUGCCUGAGGAAACUAAGCCUAAAAGAGGCCGCAAGUCUUGGCCUAGAAAAAGAACCGCUACACAUACUUGUGAAUAUGCAGGCUGUGGAAAGACCUACACCAAGAGUUCCCACUUAAAGGCUCAUCUGCGCACUCAUACAGGUGAGAAGCCUUACCACUGUGACUGGGAAGGCUGUGGGUGGAAGUUUGCUCGCUCUGAUGAACUAACUCGCCAUUAUCGGAAACACACUGGGCAUCGGCCUUUCCAGUGUCAGAGAUGUGACCGGGCUUUCUCUAGGUCAGACCACCUUGCCUUGCAUAUGAAGAGGCAUUUCUAACUGCUUGACGCGAUCAACUGCCCAAAACUGCCACAAGAGUCAGUAUUCUGAGCACACUCAUUAGGGAAGGGAAAAACAGAAAGCACUACAAAGUACCGGGUUGUCUGAAAUGAUCAGCUUUUGGUACCACCUCUAUUUUAUUUUUAUUUUAAAAAUAGAAAAUGUAUAACUUUUUAAUAGCCAGAACCUCCAGAAAAAAAUGGGUUUUUGACUGGAUUUCCAAGCAUUCCAUUUAGCCUUUAAACUGACUUGAAUCUUUAUAGACUAUAAGUUCCUGAGCAAAGACUGGAAGAUGGUAGAAGUGAUUUGCUUGUAAUUAACAGAGGGAAAAACAGAAGCUAUGGUUUCCCUUUGUUCAAUAUAACCUUUUUUCUAGGGUUGCGUUUUUUUUUUUUUUUUUUUUUUUUUCUUCUUAAUGAUAGUUUACUUUUGUGUAUUUCCACUCAAAUGACUACAUUAACCAUCCUAAACAUAAAUGCUGGAAUAGGGAAGGAUAAAAAAAUAUUUAGCUAAAGGUGCUUUAUAGACUGUUGCUUCUAAUGGUACCAAAGAUGAAGCCAAAGUUCUCAUUCUUCUGCAUAUUUGACAAGGAAAUCUUUUUGUCUUCCGAUCUACAGUAAUGACCAAAGUCGGGUCUAUAAACCUGAUUUAUUUUGCUAAUAUGUAUGUAUAUGCAGACAGUAUGUGAUGCACUGUGGUUUCUUUGUGCAAUACUUUGUACUAUGGUUUAUUUUCAGAUAUGCCUUAAGCAGAACAAAACUUGUUUUCUAUUUAGGACUUUACAUAAUAAAAUAUGUAAUAUAAAUUUUAAGCAAACUUCUAUUUUGUAUAUUUGUAAACUAUGAAAAAAAUGAAGAUUUUGUUUAAUUGUAUUUCGCAUAUUCAAUACAUUCUAAAUAAACCUAUAUAAUAUUAUCUGGAGAAUAAUUCUCCCUUUUUUGUCUUUUAAAAGGACUUUUUAUAUGGCCUUUAUGUGUCUUUUUGUUUUAAUUAUGCAUCUUCUAUCCUUUUUUGUUUCCUGGUGUAGGGUGUAUGUGUGUAUGAAUAUAUGUGUGUGUAUACAUAUUAUUAUUUUUUUUUUAUUAUUAUUAUUUUUUUUUAAUAUAUAUAUUCACUGGAGAUGAGCGACAUAAUCUAGAUAUUAAUUCCUUGUAUUAGUAAGCUGCUGUAUGACCAAAUCUAUUUUACUUUUUAAUUCUACAUUUUUUCAUUCUAUAGGUGACAGGCAGUAGCAUUUUGGAGUACAUAGGAUAAAUUAUGUUAGAAAUAUUCUGAUUAGCUGUUGGGCAAGAAUCUGAACCGAAAUGCACAUAAUGUGGAGUAUUUUACAUUUUAGGCAUUAUACCUUCUUUAAAGUCAAGGAAAUGUAACCAUUUCCAAUAAUCCAUAAGGAUGGCCUAGUAUUUUCUCUCGUUCUCUCUUGCUUUCAUUUUUUUCUUUAUAGUCUUCUUCUUUAUAGUAUACUUGCCUACUGCCACAGAAAAAAAGGGUUUACUCUUUGCUGUGGGCAUCAGUAUAUCCCGAAAGGACGUGGUAGAUUUUUCACUCUAUAUAGAACUAACGGCAAUAACUGUAGUUUGACUUUUUUUUUUUUUUUCCAGCACAUUAAAAUUGCCUGUCAUAUGAUCACAAAUAAAAUGUUUCUUAUACAACAAAGCAUAUGACAGCUAAAACCAUUCCAAGUAACAGAUUUUUUUUUUUUUUAAUAUUUAUGGCAACCACACUACGUUAUGUUUGUUUGGUUUUUUUUUUUUUUUGUUGUUGUGUAUUUUUUUUUUUUUUUUUUUUAUAUAUAUUGUUGCAUUUGUGGACUAACGUGAUUUUAUUAGGUGGAUAGAAUUUUUGGAAAAUCUUAGGUUGACCCCUCCCACACCCAUGUCAUUUAUAUUAUGUUAAUACUGUGCCAAGUUUUAUGCAAUUUUUCAUUAAUACCAGUAGUCCACUUUUGACCACCUACUUGUCUUAUCAAAGGUUUGAAUAUCUGGAAUCCUAAGGAUUUAGAUCAAUAAUGUAUGUGUACACUUGAGCAAGUACUAAAAAACCCUUCCUGUGACUUAAUUAGUGUAAUCACAUAUCUUUUUAACUUUAUAAUGUUAGAAAAUACUUACACUUUGCAAAGUGAAGUCAUAUGGUGUCAUGAUAUCCGUUGCCCCAAAUGCUGAGCAAAUGCACUUAUUUAUGGAAUAAUUCCACACAAUGUAAGAUGCUGUCACUAUUUUUGCCAGCAGGGACAUUAGACUCAAAAUAAAAUGGUUAAAGGAAAAGUAAAGUUAAACUUUCACAAUUCAGAGAGAGUAUGCAAUUUAACGUUUUCAAUGUAUUUUCUAUCAAAUUUGUUUUGUUCUCUUGGUAUCCUUUGAAGUAUAGGCUAAUGAGCAGCAAUGCACUAAUGGGAGCAACUGAACACACACCAACAGCCAAUUACCAGCUAGCCCCUAGUAGUGCAUUUAUCUUCCUGGGCCCAACUAGGUAUGCUUUUUAACAAAAGAUACCAAGAUAAAAUUCUAAGAAUAGAAGUGAUUAGGGACAUUGUUUGAAAUAAUAUGUUCUAUUUAAAUCAUGAAAGAAAAUGUUUGGGUUUCAUGUCCCUUUAACUAUACUAAAAACUGCAGUGUACAUUCAUUAUGUAUGAUUGUCUGCAAAUUAUAUCAGGUACACCAAAUUGUAAACUGUACUGUGUAUACCUAUACUGUCCUUAACUUGUUUAAAAAAAACAAAAAAACACACAUUUUGACAUAGGACAUUUUAAAAUUCUAUGCAGAUAAUCAUUUUUUUUUUCAGUAUAGUGCUUUAAAAGGAAAUGGAUUUGUAACAUUUAUCUAAAUCAUGAAAGUGUUAAUUUUGACUCCCAUGUCUUUUUUUUAAAUUGCAUACAUUAGUAGGUGACUUUUAAUGCUCUUUUUUUUUAACUGUUUCCGAGAAGGAUGUCUGACUCUUCACUGCGCAAUGCAGUACUAACUUAUAGUAUUACUGGCAAAUCAAGUCACUUAACUGCCAUAAAGGUUUUUUUUUGUAAAUCCUUAAAGGGACAUGAAUCCCCAAAAUUUUCUUCCAUGAUUCAAAUACAGCAUAGGAUUGUAACCAACUUUCCAAUUUACUUCUGUAAUCAUGUUUGCUUCAUUCGCUUGGUAUCCUUUGCUGAAGGAGCAGCACUACACUAUUGGGAGCUAGCUGAACAUAUUAGGGGGUCCAAUGACAAGCUAUGUAUGUGCAGCCACCAAUCAGCAGCUAGCUCACAUUAGUGAAUUGCCACUCCUGAGUCUACCUAUGCAUUCUUUUCAACAAAGGAUGCCAAGAAGUACAUUGGAACGUUGUUUAAAAAUUGUAUACUGAGUUUGAAUAAUGAAAUUUAAUUUUGACUUCAUUAUCCCUUUUUUAAAAACUGUUCUGAAACUAUUCAAAGUUAUUUUUAUGUUGUGUUAAACCUUUGUAUAAAGCUGCUAUGUUUUGCAAAGACAUUAAUAAAAGUUUUUAAAGUAAAACUAUUUAAAAAUAGAUGAAUAAUUUGUCUUUAACUCCUUGGUUGUUUGUGGUUUUACAAUAAAGGUUUUAAAAUAUU
Molecule: messenger RNA, 5506 nt
Organism: Bombina bombina (fire-bellied toad)
Lineage: Eukaryota; Metazoa; Chordata; Amphibia; Anura; Bombinatoridae
Gene: KLF4
Product: KLF transcription factor 4
Exons: 4
Coding region: 502-1947 (481 amino acids)
Biological process (GO): regulation of transcription by RNA polymerase II
Molecular function (GO): RNA polymerase II cis-regulatory region sequence-specific DNA binding; DNA-binding transcription factor activity, RNA polymerase II-specific
Source: RefSeq, a predicted model, not a curated record